Messenger RNA from Portunus trituberculatus (swimming crab), 1968 nucleotides. RefSeq names its product atrophin-1-like. The record is from RefSeq and is a predicted model, not a curated record. The transcript is spliced from 6 exons. NCBI's taxonomy places the organism in Eukaryota, Metazoa, Arthropoda, Malacostraca, Decapoda, Portunidae. The coding region runs from base 340 to 1968 and encodes 542 amino acids.
AGACAAAAAGAAGAAAGAAAGAAAGAAAGAAAGAAAGAAAGAAAGAAAGACAACAACAACAGCAUCGAGGCCUAUGUGCGUGCGUGUGUGCGUGUGUGCGUGUGCUGUACGUGUGUUUAUGUGUACGUGGCGCUCUUGGUGACGCACGUAACGCACGCACGCACGUAACGUCGGAAUUAUAACAGGCAUGAUGAGCGCGGCGGAGGGCGUGAGUCGUGGGGUGGGCGGGGGCCAGCAGUCCCUCAUGACGCCGCCCCGCACCGCUGACCCCUCUCCCCCCUUCCCCAGCCCCCCCGCCGCCACCUACCCCCCUUCAGCGGCCCCUUCAGCGUGGCCAACAUGGUGCCCCGCCCCCCACGCCUCCCUUCACCCUCCCCCGCCCUCCACGCCCUCCACCUGCCCGCCGGCCUGGAGUCCCCGCCCAGCUGGGGCGUGGAGCCGCCGCGCCUGCAGGACGCGCGCCCCUCCCCGGGGGUCGAGACGCCGCGCGAGGCCAGCCCCCCAGCUGCCCCCCAACCAGAGGAGGGGCGCACCUGCCUGGCUCCUGAGCCCCCCACGCCCCCUAUGCUGGGCGAGGUGCCCCGCAGAGCCCCAAUGAACCACCUGCUGGACGCUGGCGAGCGGCGCCCCGGGGGUGUGGGGGGCGCGUGGCGGGGCCUGGAGGGGCUGUCCCCAGAGCGGUGCCGGGCCUGGGCACGUUACCUGGCCCACCUCGCCCCCCACCAUUCCCCGCCCCCCGACCCGCCCCAGGGCCUCACACUCACUCCCACCCACACCCCAACCACCUCCCCAGACACCCCCAGUCCCCGCGCCAUGGACGAGGGCAGCCCUCGCCCCGCUCCCCGGCCCCCCUGGACCAAACGCCGCCCCUCCCUCACCCCCGACGGCCUCGCCCCCAAAGCACUCAGGCCAGACCACGGGGACGCCGCCCCCCUCGCCAGGCUGGGGGUCCUCGGCCUCGACCUCAGCUACAGACCCCGCCUCGACGGCCCCCCAAUCGCCUCCCGCCCCACGCACGCAGGUGUACCAGGUGACGCGGACCCCUCCCCUUGCCUGGAGACUAAGAUCACCCCCACGCCACCUCCACGCCCCUCCACGCCCCUCCACACGUCCACCCACACGCCCUUCCCGAUAUUUGAUUUUCCGAGUGUGUCUGUGGGUGAUUUCAAGGGCGUGGGUAUCCUGAAGGAGGCGGCGAUGGGGGAUGUCGCGCCCCUAGGAAAAGGUUUGGCCCUCAGUGUUCUCUCCUUCCCCUGGGGCACGGCUGGGCACUACACACCCCUGCGGAGCACACACCGGUGCCCUGAGCCAUACCCACUCCUGCGGAAGGCGGUGAAGGAGGCGUGUGAGGGAAAUGAGGGGAGUGACACACGCCUUAUAGCUGUUCAUCACCCUAGAGACUCCCUCCACCACGCCCUGCACCAUUACCACCAUCACACCCACGCCCUCCCAGUAAUGCCUGACGGAGGGGCUGAAGACGAGGAAAUUAUUGAUAUUGAGACGCUUGACUCGCCGCCGCCGCCGCCGCCACCGCCAACGCCGCCGCCAGCCGCCCACGCCCUCCAGAAACCCACGGAAGACGCCCAUCGCCACGCCCUUGCACGCCCGCACGCCUCACCAACGUUUCCGAUAGACCAGAACAACAGGCGGAGCGAGUUUGUGAGCUGUGAGUGGCUGGCGGUGGGCUGUGGGCGGGGCGGUGGGCGGCAGGGCGGGGCCAGAGCGGGAGGACAGCGGGAGGGAGAGAGCGCCUUCAGUUCCCAGGCUGAGUGUGCUUCACUUGGACGUUGGGUGUGCUGUGUGGCUCUCAAUCGGGCACGCGCACACGCACACGCACGCAGGAGGUGUCGCCGGCCCUCCCGCACCCACAGGAGCGCUCGAGGCGGCUGGACAGUGAAGGAAGCUGCGUGUGGGGUGCCCUGUGAUCCUGUGUCGCUGCUGCAGGAGGAGGAGGAGGAGGGUGGGUAG